Messenger RNA from Dioscorea cayenensis subsp. rotundata (Guinea yam), 2344 nucleotides. Its product is annotated as two-component response regulator-like APRR2. The record is from RefSeq and is a predicted model, not a curated record. Gene Ontology annotation, molecular function: DNA-binding transcription factor activity; transcription cis-regulatory region binding. Gene Ontology annotation, cellular component: nucleus. NCBI's taxonomy places the organism in Eukaryota, Viridiplantae, Streptophyta, Magnoliopsida, Dioscoreales, Dioscoreaceae. The coding region runs from base 289 to 1989 and encodes 566 amino acids. Gene Ontology annotation, biological process: positive regulation of DNA-templated transcription; phosphorelay signal transduction system. The transcript is spliced from 12 exons.
GUACUCAAUUUACAAAUUACAAAUUUCAUCAACCGCACUACAACACCAACCACCUCGCAAACUUGCAAACUUGCAAACUCUCUCUCUCUCUCUCUCUUCUGGGACAUCCCCCCACUACCCUCACCGUAAAGACAGGGAGACAGAGAUUGCAAGCAGCCACUUCUCCGACUUUCUAAUGGAGAAGAGGUUCCAAUCCUACAACUUCCUUCUCUCUCUCUCAGGAUGGGAAGCUUCUUGGACUCCUGGACAUGUCCUUUGAGCUGUGAGGUAUGACAGGCAACACUAUCAAUGGUUUGCUUGGCUGAUGAUUUUGUUGUGUGGAAGGAUUUCCCUAAAGGUCUUAGGGUUCUCCUUCUUGAUAAAGAUGCUCCCUCUGCUGAACAAACCAAGUUGAAGCUUGAAGCAAUGGAUUAUGUUGUAUCUUUAUUUUUUAACGAGAACGAUGCACUAGAUGCAAUUUCAAGGAAAGUUGAGAGCUUUCAUGUUGCUAUUGUGGAGGUGACUAGUGAAAAUAACAAUGAUAGUAUCUUCAGAUUCCUUGAAAUGGCAAGAGAUCUUCCCACCAUCGUUGUAUCAAAUGUUCAGUGCCUGAGCACGAUGAUGAAGUGUAUAGCUCUUGGUGCAGCAGAGUUUCUUGAGAAACCUCUUUCUGAUGACAAGAUCAGAAACUUAUGGCAGCAUGUGGUUCAUAAGGCCUUCAAUGGAUGGGGAGGUGUGCUAUCGAAAUCUCUCAAGCCCAUUAAAGAGACAGUUGUUUCGAUGCUUCAUCUUGAAUCGGAAACCACUGAUGUGAAAAAUGAAAUUCCAUCCGAAGUGGACAACUCGGAGAAAGAACAACAAUUAAGUGACCAUGAUGAUAUGGAGGCAAGUGAUAAAUUUCCGGCCCCAUCAACUCCUCAGCUGGAGCAAGGAGCCAGACUGACCGAUGAUGGAGAUUUCCAAGACAAACCCAACUGCUUAUCAGAGAAACAUAGUAAAGAUGACAUGAAUAACUUGUUGGGAAAAUCUACUUGUUCCGAGUCAAAAUCCGUCGACAUUGCUAGCAAUAAUAUAAAUGGGGCCGUUAGCACUAAGGAAGCGUCAGUGUCUGCAGCCGAAGACGAGGUGAACUCACCUCCUGAUUCGAAAAGUGAUGUAUCUAGUGCUUUAAUAAAAGAAGACUCCUUACCGUCUCAGAAUGCAGAGAAGGCGAAUUCAAGUGGUGAAGAUUCAAAGAAAAGAAAGUCUUUUGAUUAUAAUAAUCCUAAUUCACAUUCAAACAAGAGCAACAAGAAAAAGAUGAAGGUCGAUUGGACGCCAGAACUGCAUAAACAAUUUGUACAGGCUGUUGAGCAGCUGGGAAUUGAUCAAGCCAUUCCUUCCAAGAUAUUAGAGUUGAUGAAAGUAGAUGGCCUAACAAGGCAUAAUGUGGCUAGUCACUUGCAGAAAUAUCGGAUGCAUAAGAGGCACAUUUUGCCAAAGGAUGAUGAUAGGAGAUGGCAGCACCAUGCCGAUCCUAUGCGAAGGGGUAAUGUGCCAAGAUCACUUGUGCCCAUUCCACCGUAUCGUUACAAUUACGGAUAUCCAACAGGGCAGGCCUACCCUGCCUGGGGUCACCCGGGUUACCACCCUUCUGGUGUUCAAAUGUGGAAUCACGCUGCUAUCCAGCCAUGGCCUCGGCCUCCAGAGAGCUGGACUUGGAAGCACUACUCCGGGAUUCAUGCAGAUGCAUGGGGUUGUCCUGUUGUGCCUCCUUAUGGCCAGUACUCUUUGCCGUCACAGUACACUCCAUUGAAUAAAAGCUUGGAUUUAACUUGGGAUCAGAACAAAGAGCUGAGAGCUUUUGCCGGUUUCAAUCUGGCAGAGGAAGUGAUAGACCGGGCGGUGAAAGAGGCGAUGAACAAACCGUGGCUGCCGUUGCCACUGGGGCUAAAAGCGCCGUGCACGGAGAGCGUGUUGGCAGAGCUUCACCGGCAGGGGAUUCUGAGCAUACCGCCUUUGCGGAGGUGAUGAUGACGUGGUCUAAUUGUUGAUCACAGGUGAGCUUUGUGGCUGUGAAUAAACGGGCGGCAAUGCAUGCACUGCUGGGACCUGAAAGCAUAUGCAUGCAUUAGGACCAACACCAAAUUGCUGCAUUUGCAUGCUUUGGUAGUCACUAGACUCACUACUCACUAGUCAGCAGCAGAGCUGUACAUUUUGGGCUGUGUCUUUUUUUUUCUCAACAUUGUCAGAUGAACUUUAUAUUUGUUGGAUCUAUGCUGGCGCACCAUACCUUUUCAGAUCAAACUUGUGGGGUUGCUUUUGAUCCUGUCUGACUUCUUGUUGCUCUUCUCUUGUGUAUAUUAUUAUUCUUAUUCUUAUCUUA